GAAAGCCUUUCUGUUUCUGUCGACGAUUACUUCCACUCUGAGCAAAAACUCCCAGCUCUGAGCUCUGCUAGAGCCGGUUGGACGUGAUUGUGGAAGGGUUUUGGACUGAUUUAGAGUAUUUUGUUUACGUACAGUCUUUUAGCUAAGCUGGUAGGGAAAAAUGGAGGCGAGGAAUGCCGUAGUUGCUAAAUAGGAGCUGGUGUGUUGCUAGCAGUCGAUGGAAGCUAACCCAUGUUAAUAAAGCAUCUGUCUGCAGUCGGGCUGUUUCGCUAGAUUCCUGCCACUCGGUUAGAAUAUUUCCUGAGAAAGCUCAGCGAUGGAGGAAGUUGAUAAAAUCCUGAUUCACGCUCUAAGACAAGUCGGAACGGAGGUGGGCGAGGACGUCGACAGGCUGAACCAGUUCACCAGUGAGUUGAUCGUGGAGGCGGUGGUCAGAUGCAUCCGGGUGAUCGAUCCGGCCCUGGGGGAAGGGCUGCCCACCUCCCUGCCUCCGGGCAUGUCUGCCCGCUUCAGGGUGGGCAUGAGCCUGGCCCAGGCUUGCCAGGACGUCGGCUAUAAAGGAGAGAUUGGCUACCAGACUUUUCUAUACAGUAAUGAGCCAGAGAUUCGCUCGCUGCUCAUGUACCUGGUGGAGAAAAUGCCCAGGGAGAGCUCUGAGGCCUCGGACCAGCCCACAGGUAAAUCGGCUGUCCUCCAUAGAGCCAUCGCUGCUGCAAUCAGCGGCCAGCUGGCUGUUUCCUGGGUGCCUCUAAACUGCAGGUUGCCGUUACACUGUGAAACUCAGAAUAAAGCAGCAUCACACAGCUUCCAUGUCCGUCCACUCAGCUCCCCACACUGCACUAACGGCCAGAAGUAUCUCAAAGAGGUGAAGGACUACCAGAGAGACUUCCUCCUUCCUGUCACCGCUCAGCUUCCCAGUCAGACCUCUAUGGUGUCGUCCAUCUUGGAGCAACACACGGCGGACUUGAGCAGUGCUCAGGAGUGGGAUACCGAGUGGAAGAGUCAGGGCCUGCUGUCCCGCCUCACGCCACAGGAGUACCGCUCCAGGAAGCUGACCCGUCUGCGUAAACGCAUUGAAGAGCAGCUGCGCUCUGCCGCCGCGCCGUCUCCCGAAAGUGUCUUCGGCGUUCCCCGCUCCACCUCCGAGCUGUCUGACCUCUUGCACACCUUCAGAGGCUCCACCCCUUCUGACCUCAUCCUUACCAAGGGCAGCCAUUUCACACACACUCAGAAGUUUACCUUCACACAGGUGAGCGCCUCCGGACGAGUAGACGGAGCUCUGCAGAACGGGUUCAGCGCUAACUGUGCGUUGCUCCCGCAGGAGGCUGCGGCUGUACCGAGCCCAGUCCACACCGGGCGGCAGUCGGAGGGUGAUGCUCAGCUCCGCCAGCAGGAGGAGCUGGCUGCCCUGCAGCAGCAGCUUCAGCAGCUCUGCAGUGACGUCGACCUGAUGGUGGCAGACAUGAAGCACAUGAGUGUCACUAAUGCUCAGGUAUUUGAUGAACUGAAGCAGAGGGAGAUGGAAAAUACUAAAAAUGAGGAGAAGACGCAGGUAAAGAAGAAAACUAUUGAUCUGUUGCCAGACGCAGACAACAACCUGCAGAAGCUUCAGUCCCAGGUGGAGGCCAGUGCCAACCGGGUGGUAAAUCUGGCAUCUCAGUGGGAAAAACAUCGCGCUCCGCUCAUUGAAGAACAUCGCAGACUAAAAGAAAUCUGCAGCACCAAGGAUCUUGAGUCUUCCACAAAGCUUUCAGAGAUCAAGUCUCUGCACGACAAAAUCCGUGCGGCCACAGCGGAGGCGAAGAAGAAAGAAGAGUCGUACAAGCAGUUGGUGACUGAGUUGGAAAGCCUUCCCCAGGACGUGUCUCGAUCAGCGUACACUCAGAGGAUUUUAGAGAUUGUUGGCAAUAUCAAAAAACAGAAGGAGGAAAUUACUAAGAUCCUGUCAGACACCAAGGAGCUGCAGAAGGAGAUCAACAGCCUCACUGGGAAACUGGACCGGACGUUUGCUGUGACUGACGAGCUGGUCUUUAAGGAUGCCAAGAAAGAUGAGUCUGUCCGCAAAUCCUACAAGUACCUGGCUGCCUUACAUGAGAACUGUAACCAGCUGAUCCAAACCAUUGAGGACACGGGAACAAUUCUGAGAGAGAUUCGAGAUCUGGAGGAACAAAUUGAGACGGAAAACUGUAACAAAACCGUGACCAACCUGGAGAGGAUCAUGGACGACUACAAAGCGAUCCGACAGGAGAACUCUGCACUGGCCGCCAAAGUCAGAGAGGGCUGAGAGGAGGCUCUGCUCCACCGAUGCCAACAGCCGGUGGUGUAAAGCAGUCUGAGCAGGACAGGAGCAGCUCUUCAGGUAGAUGCUGUAGAGACUGAGGUUGGCUAACAUGGAGACCGGCUGGUUUUGUACCGUCGAAAAACCAGUAACGCUAAUGCACAUCAUGAAUGAAUGGAGAGAUGGAUUUUGUCUCGUUCGUCUCAAACUGAAUCUACAGCGGAGCUCUGAUGGUCCAUCCACUGGUUUGAUUGUUUUGUGAAAUGGGACUCUGGGCCGCAUACGGUGGCUUCAUGAUCUGUUUGCAGAGGCUCUUCUUUAGUGUCAAAUUGUUUGAUACAUGAAUUGAUGUUUGAUUUUCAGACGUUAUGUGUUCUUUCUUGAUCAUAUUUGAGCAUAAAAUGUUGAACAAAUGGAAUUUGAAUGUAGUUAAAUGGAAAUGUUUUCUAGAUUCAUCAGCAGAGUAUUGUAUACAUGGUACCAGCUUAAAUAAAGAUGCCUUACAGAUC
Molecule: messenger RNA, 2787 nt
Organism: Xiphophorus hellerii (green swordtail)
Lineage: Eukaryota; Metazoa; Chordata; Actinopteri; Cyprinodontiformes; Poeciliidae
Gene: ccdc22
Product: CCC complex scaffolding subunit CCDC22
Exons: 15
Coding region: 317-2284 (655 amino acids)
Biological process (GO): positive regulation of ubiquitin-dependent protein catabolic process
Molecular function (GO): cullin family protein binding
Source: RefSeq, a predicted model, not a curated record